GCUGCUGCUGCCCACUGAUACUCUAGACAAGUACAAGAGGCGGCUGAGAAAGCCGCAGACUGAUGACUUGACGCGUCAGAUGCUCCAGAAGCGUAUCCUGCACACUUGCAAGACGACCCGACUUUGUCCGCAUUGUAGUUACCACAACACUUCCUUUCGGAAGGGACCUGGUGUACCACUGAUAUUGAGGCACGCCGUUGGCCCGACAAACAAGCAAGCUCCAGAAGAGGUGUCCUUGCCUUUCAUCGAUUCGUUCACAGAGGCAAAAGCCUUCAACAAAGACCUGGAGUCUUAUGCAGAUAAGGCAUCAGAAGACUUCAACCCCCUGGUGGCGUAUGAGCUCAUGAAGCGCAUCCCCCCCAACGACAGGGAGAUUCUUGGGUUCCAGCGCCCAGAACAGCUUUUACUGACAUCGCUGCCAGUUCCACCUGUUUGUAUCCGACCCACGGUCAGCAUGGGCGACAAGGGCACCAGAGAAGAUGACCUGACGAUGGUUAUCGGAGAAAUCGUUGAGGCGAACUCUGCGCUGCAGACACAGCUUCAGCGAGGCUUGCCCAGGCAAGUGCUCGAGGCAUGGGAGUUCCUCCAAGAGGCUUGUGCCAGAUACGUCAACUCUGAGAUAUCAGGGCUUCAGGUUAAACCGAAGUCUGUCCGUUCAAUCUGCACCCGGCUCAAGGGCAAGGAGGGACGCUUCAGAGGUAACUUGAGCGGCAAACGCGUGGAUUUCUCUGGGCGAACGGUGAUCUCCCCAGAUCCCAACGUCAGUGUGGAGCAGGUGGUUAUACCAGAAUGGGUGGCGAAGCGUAUGACAUUUCCUGAGAAGGUUUGUGAAGCAAGCAUGAACCGACUCAGAAUGGCCAUCAUGAGAGGGCCUGAGGAGCAUCCCGGCGCCUGCUUUGUCAAGACCUCCGAUGGCAGGACAAAGUUCUUAGGUGCUUUGAAGAAGCCCUUCCGCAAGCAGAUUGCAGAUAGCUUGAAGUGUGGCGACCUAGUCGAGCGCCACAUGCGGAAUGGCGACAUCGUCCUGUUCAAUCGCCAGCCGUCUCUGCACCGGUUGUCCAUUAUGGCGCAUCGGGCCAAAGUCAUGCCCGGGCGCACCUUUCGAUUCAACGAGUGCGUCUGCGCACCUUACAAUGCUGACUUUGAUGGAGAUGAGAUGAACAUCCACCUGCCUCAGACAGAGGAGGCACGGGCUGAGGCUAUGCAGCUGAUGGGUGUCCGCGACGGGCUUGUCACGCCAAAAAGUGGCGAGGUUGCCAUCUGCGCCACCCAAGACUUCCUUACAGGAGCCUUCCUGCUCACGCAGAAGGACGUCUUCCUGUCAAGAGACAAAUUCUGUCAGCUCUGCUGUUUUUUGUCUGAUGGCUUGGAGGUCAUUGACCUGCCUCCUCCGGCCAUCCUAAAGCCCUGCGAGCUUUGGACUGGAAAGCAGGCCAUCUCCGUGAUGUUAAGACCCAAUCACAAGUCCAAGGUCUUCGUGAACCUCGAGGUUCCAGAGAAGAACUACACCAAGAAGGAUCAGACCCUUUGCCAUAACGAUGGCUAUGUGCUCUUUAGAAACUCAGAGCUUCUAAGUGGCAAUCUGGGCAAGAAAGUCCUAGGGGGAGCUAAGAAUGGUCUCUUCUUCCGCCUCAUCCGAGACUGCGGGGCGCGUGCUGCCAUGGACUGCAUGAGCCGGAUUGCGAAACUCACAAGUCGUUGGCUCAUGAAUCGCGGCUUUACUAUUGGCAUUGAUGAUGUCAAUGCCGAGUAUGGCCGUGGCGGCGGCAAGGUCACGUAUGAGAAGCAGCGCAUUACGCGGGAGAAGUACGAAAUGGUCGGCAAGUACAUUGGCCAGUACAACCAAGGCACUCUUGAGAACAAGCCCGGCUGCAAUGCCGAACAGACUCUGGAGGCCUUGGUCAAUGGGGAGCUUGGUCGCAUUCGUGAUCUGGUCGGAGGCAUGUGUGAAGAGAAGCUGGCAUUCUUCAACAAGCCGCGAAUCAUGGCGACCUGCGGUUCCAAAGGAAGCCCCAUCAACCUGUGCCAGAUGAUGGCAUGCGUGGGCCAACAGAACGUGGGCGGCCAGCGUAUCAAGGAUGGCUUCGUAAACCGCACCCUUCCACAUUUCCAAAAGGGCUCCAAGGAGCCCAAGGCACGGGGUUUCGUGGCGAACUCCUUCUACUCUGGCCUGGAGGCCCCGGAAUUCUUCUUCCACACCAUGGGCGGCCGAGAGGGACUAGUAGACACCGCAGUGAAGACGGCGGAAACGGGCUACAUGCAGCGGCGCCUCAUGAAAGCCUUAGAGGACCUGGCCCUAAAGCACCUCAUCGAACCUAGGGAAAUGAAGACUGGGAUUAUAUGGGGUAUUGUAGGGGUUAUAGUCCUGUAG
Messenger RNA from Symbiodinium pilosum, 2371 nucleotides. The record is from the annotation of a GenBank genome assembly. NCBI's taxonomy places the organism in Eukaryota, Dinophyceae, Suessiales, Symbiodiniaceae.